Suricata suricatta (meerkat) is the source of this 1578-nucleotide messenger RNA. It is a transcript of the gene TXNDC5, whose product is annotated as thioredoxin domain containing 5. Gene Ontology annotation, cellular component: endoplasmic reticulum. Bases 276 to 1322 code for a protein of 348 amino acids. Gene Ontology annotation, biological process: protein folding. NCBI's taxonomy places the organism in Eukaryota, Metazoa, Chordata, Mammalia, Carnivora, Herpestidae. The record is from RefSeq and is a predicted model, not a curated record. The transcript has 10 exons. Gene Ontology annotation, molecular function: protein disulfide isomerase activity.
UGAAGGGUAUUUGGGAAAGAGUAAGUCACUUAGUCUUCCUGGAGCCUGGGAAAAGGACGUGGCUCAGAAGAUGGGCUCCUUCCCCUGACACUUGUGGAGUGUCUACUAUGUGCCAAGCAUUUGGGUUCUCGGGAGAGAGCGGGAAACGUGGCUGGCUGUCCUUCGCCAGGCUUAUGGAUGGAGAAGAGGGCCCAUUCACCAACUUAACCCAUGUGUCUGCAACAAAAUGACAUCAGAUUGUGAAAAGGGAUGUGCGGAAGCCAAACUAUGCAGCGAUGGAGACAAUGCGGUGUGGACACUGCCAGCGGCUGCAGCCCACUUGGAAUGACCUGGGAGACAAGUACAACAGCAUGGAGGACGCCAAGGUCUACGUGGCUAAAGUCGACUGCACAGCCGACUCCGAGGUGUGCUCCGCCCAGGGGGUCCGAGGAUACCCCACCUUGAAGUUUUUCAAGCCUGGCCAAGAAGCUGUGAAGUACCAGGGUCCUCGGGACUUCCAGACACUGGAAAACUGGAUGCUGCAGACGCUGAACGAGGAGCCUGCGACUCCAGAGCCAGAAGUCGAACCGCCCAGGGCCCCUGAGUGCAAGCAGGGGCUGUACGAGCUCUCAGCAAGCAACUUUGAGCUGCACGUCGCACAAGGCAACCACUUUAUCAAGUUCUUCGCUCCGUGGUGUGGUCACUGCAAAGCUCUGGCUCCAACCUGGGAGCAGCUGGCUCUGGGCCUUGAACAUUCUGAAACUGUCAAGAUUGGCAAGGUCGACUGCACGCAGCACUAUGAACUCUGUUCAGGGAACCAGGUCCGCGGCUACCCCACUCUUCUGUGGUUCCGAGAUGGUCACAAGGUUGACCAGUACAAGGGCAAGCGGGAUUUGGAGUCCCUGAGGGAGUAUGUGGAGUCACAGCUGCAGAGCGCGGAGCGGGAGGCCCCGGAGGCCGUCGCGCCAUCAGAGGUCCCGGUGCCGGCCACCGAGCCCACGGCCAAGGGCACCGUGUUGUCACUCACGGAAAGUAACUUUGAAGACACCAUCGCAGAAGGAAUAACCUUCAUCAAGUUUUACGCUCCAUGGUGUGGUCAUUGUAAGAAUCUGGCUCCUACUUGGGAAGAACUCUCUAGAAAGGAAUUCCCUGGUCUGGCAGAGGUCAAGAUUGCGGAGGUGGACUGCACCGCGGAACGGAACAUUUGCGGCAAGUACUCGGUUCGAGGCUACCCCACGCUGCUGCUUUUCCGCGGAGGGAAACAGGUCAGUGAGCACAGCGGCAACAGAGACCUGGACUCACUGCUCCACUUCGUCCUGCGCCAGGCAAGGGACGAGCUGUGAAGCCGAGGUGCCGGGCGCAGUCCUGUGGGCGUCGUGGCAGGUCCCCAGAGCGCGGAGUGUGCCGGACUGGUGGCAUCGUCGUCACGCGUGUGUUCUUUACGGCAACACACUCUACAAAUGAUUGUUUCUCUAAGUAAACACGUAACUCGUGAUCCCUUCGCAAACUAAAUAUUUUCAGUGGCGAUCUCUCAUCCCCUGUACCUUCUCAAUCUAAAUGGUUUCCUUUGAGACAAAAAUAGAGUUGAGGAAAAUCAAA